Molecule: messenger RNA, 2439 nt
Organism: Myzus persicae (green peach aphid)
Lineage: Eukaryota; Metazoa; Arthropoda; Insecta; Hemiptera; Aphididae
Gene: mal
Product: molybdenum cofactor sulfurase 3
Exons: 13
Coding region: 52-2397 (781 amino acids)
Biological process (GO): Mo-molybdopterin cofactor biosynthetic process
Molecular function (GO): molybdenum cofactor sulfurtransferase activity; pyridoxal phosphate binding; molybdenum ion binding
Source: RefSeq, a predicted model, not a curated record
GGUUUAAAAAAUUAAUUUAAUACACUUUUUUAAUACUUUUUAACUGAAAUAAUGUUUCCAAAAGUCGAAGAGUCAGAGCUAAUAAAGAACGAGUUUAGCAGAUUGAAAGGAAUAUGUUAUCUGGACCACGCGGGUUCAACGCUGUACGCUGACAGUCAAAUAAACAACGUGAUGAAAGAUCUGAAAACGCACUUGUACGGAAAUCCUCAUUCAACCGGUGAUCCGUCGGCCACUUGUGAAAAACUCAUAAAUGUUAUUCGAUUUAAGGUCCUCCAACACUUCAACACGAGACCAGAAAAGUACAGCGUGGUAUUCACGUCGGGUGCCACCGGAGCGUUGAAGACAGUGGCCGAAUGUUUCGCGUGGGACAACGAAGACGAUGACCGACUAGUGGAUUCAGUUUACCGUUCGAGGGGCAGCACCUUCGCGUACACAGAAGACAAUCACACUUCAGUGUUGGGCAUGCGAGAGUUGGCCCCAAUGGCACAUCUGCUGUGUCUAACUCGAAACGAAGCUCACGAGGCUCUGGACAAGAUGCCUUCGUCUGCAGAAAAAGAUAUUUCGGUUGUGGGUUCCAGAAAUUCGCUGUUCGCUUUCCCAGCUCAAUCCAACUUUGCUGGCACGAAAUAUCCUCUUGAAUGGAUCGAAACGUGCCAAAAAGGUGCUCUUGACCAGUAUACUGGCAAUCACGUCAAGUCCAGAUGGUUCACUGUUCUGGACGCCUCCUCUUACGUGCCCACUAACCACCUGGACUUGGACAAAUAUUCACCGGACUUUGUCACUAUUUCGUUUUACAAAAUGUUUGGUUAUCCAACCGGUCUGGGAGCGCUGUUGGUCCGUAAUAAAACAGCCAUGUCGGUACUCCGUCAAAAAAAAUAUUUUGGUGGCGGCACUGUUGAAGUGGUGCUUGCACACAAUCGCCAUCAUGUGUUGAAAACAAAUUUCCAUGAAAAGUUCGAAGACGGCACGGUGGACUUCUUGUCAGUGAUCGCGGUUGGCCACGGACUCGACACUUUGCGAUCGCUGGCCGGUCCGAUGCGAAUGGUGGCCGGGCGGACGUUCAGACUGGCCGCGUACCUGUACGACCGGAUGUCUGGGGCGCGGCACGGAAAUGGAUUUCCUGUGUUCCGGACGUACGCGGACACGGUGUACCAGUGCGAAAGCACGCAGGGUGGUAUCGUUAACUUCAACGUGCUAAGGGCCAACGGCGAAUACGUCGGCUACAACGAGGUAAAAAACGUAGCCAGUAGUCACGGUAUAGUGCUCAGAGUAGGUUGUUUCUGCAACCCCGGGGCGUGUCAGAGGCAUUUGGGUCAUACAGACCAGGAAUUGAGACGAAACCAAGAAGUGGUAGGCCACAUUUGCGGAGAUCACAUUGAUCUUAUUGACGGACGGCCGACAGGAUCAGUGCGGGUUUCAUUUGGCUACCAGUCGAACGAAUCGGACGCUGAUACACUUUACAAUACGCUUUUUGAACAAUUUUGGCAGAAAUAUCCGGUCAGACCCAUCGACCGGCAACAGAACACAGUCGACGAGUACAAUAAGAUGGAUUUGCAAGUGUCAAAGAUUUUUGUUUAUCCGAUCAAGUCUUGCGGAGCAUAUGAAACGAAGGAAUGGCUAUUGGAACCAUACGGUUUUCAAUACGACAGAAGCUGGGCGGUGGUCAGUGAGACAGGAGUGUGUAUAACGCAAAUGGAAGAGCCAAAACUCUGUCUGGUGAAGCCUUAUAUCGAUUUGCAAAGAGGAACCAUGACUCUGGUAUACGCAGAAAACAAAGACGAAAUUCCGAUGGAAGUUCCACUGGAUACGAAACUCGAUGCGACCAAGAGAACGGGAAAAAUCUGUUGGGGUGGAUCUUUGGAAGGAAUCGACUGUGGAGACGAAGUGGCCGAAUGGCUCAGUUGGAACCUCGAUCGGCCAGGGUUAAGACUUGUUUGGUGCACCGGCCGCAAUGCGUCUCCAAAACAGUAUGGAAAGUUAGAUCCAAAGGUAGUGGGUGCUAACGAAUGUCAAUAUCUAUUGUCCACGCAACCAACGCUCAAGUGGUUACAGCAAGAAAUGGCAAACUCGAUAGCGGAAAUAGAUGAAGAUAGUCUGUUACUUCGAUUCCGAGGUAAUUUUUUGAUUUCUGGCAACAAUCUACCAGCCCACGCCGAAUUAACUUGGGACCAGUUGGACAUUGGAGGAGUCAAAUUUCAAGCCGCUUCGGCUUGCGAAAGGUGCAAAAUGGUGAAUAUCGAUCAGGAUACAUCGGAGAACAUUUAUAAGCCAAUGUCCAUAUUGUCUCAACACAAGUGGCAAGGCAAAAUUGUUUUCGGAAUCUAUAUGAAUCGCGAAGAUACGGAAAAAUGUAAAAUACGAGUGGGCCAAAAAUGCACUGUCAUUAAUAAAAAAUGAUUUGUCAAAGAAUAUACCUAAAUAUAAUACAAUAUAAUAUUA